Molecule: messenger RNA, 5185 nt
Organism: Apus apus (common swift)
Lineage: Eukaryota; Metazoa; Chordata; Aves; Apodiformes; Apodidae
Gene: CFLAR
Product: CASP8 and FADD like apoptosis regulator
Exons: 10
Coding region: 248-1723 (491 amino acids)
Biological process (GO): proteolysis; negative regulation of extrinsic apoptotic signaling pathway via death domain receptors
Molecular function (GO): cysteine-type endopeptidase activity; protein binding
Source: RefSeq, a predicted model, not a curated record
GGCACACAGCGGCGCGGGCGGGAGGCUGCGCGCGGGAGCAGACGUCUCUUCCGUAGCCGCCAUCUUGUGGGAUCUGCGCAGCUCUCUUUGUGCAGCUCCGACUUUCACCUCCGGAGAACUGCUUUUAAAAAUGCAUCUAGUUAAGAAUGAACACCAGACAAAGGCUGUGAUAGACAUGGGCUUCGUGUCAUGUUGGCUUCCUGUUUAAAAAACAGGCUGACAAUUUUAAAGGGAUAGCAACAAAGUGAUGACCAGGUGUGAAGUACCAGCUUCCCUCAUUCAUCAGAUUGAACAAGAACUGGAUAAAGAAGAAGAAGAGAUUAUGGUUUUUCUGUGCCGAGACCUUGCUCCUGACUUGGCCACUGCUGACCUUAGAGAGCUCUUGGUGGCUCUGAAUGAAAGGGAGCAACUAUCUUUUCUUGGCUUGUCCGAGUUGUUGUACAGAGUUAAGAGAUUUGACUUGCUGAGGAGGAUCUUGAAGACUGAGAAGGCAACAGUGGAAGCUAACCUUGCCAGGUGUUUCAGAAUUAUCCCUGCUUACAGGGUACUAAUGGUAGAGAUUAAUGAGAAUCUGGAAAAAGAAGAAGUGGGUUCUCUUGUUUUCCUACUCAGGGAUUAUGCACCUCGUAUGAAAAUGGCAAAAGAUAAGAGUUUUCUAGCUCUUGUGAUUGACCUCGAGAAACUAAAUUUGGUGGCUCCUAAUCAACUGGAUUUGAUAGAAGACUGUUUUCGAAAUAUUCACAGGAUAGAUCUGAUUAGGAAGAUUCAGAAUUACAAACAUGAAGCUUUACUGUCCUCCCUUCAUUCCCAGCCAGUAUAUGUAAAUGCACUUCAGGCAUCCCUUCCUAAUCUCAGUCUGAUUGAUCCUCCUUAUAAUUCAGGGAUCCAGAAUAUGAACACAGGAAAAUCAGAAAAUGGAGAAAGUCUCAUUCUGGCUGCAGCAGGACCAGUCCACAUGUCCAUUCAGGAAUCAGGAGCAGUGUCACAUAAGGUGUUUGAUGAUCAGUACAGAAUGCAAAGUCAACCUCUAGGAAUAUGCCUGAUAAUAGACUGUAUUGGCAAUGAUGCAGAUGUGUUGGAAGAGACCUUCAGAGGCUUAGGCUAUGACGUUCAUUGUCACAGAUAUUUAAAUAUGAACACCAUGAAUCAAACAUUGCUUGAAGUUGCAAGGUUGCAGAAGCACAGAAGUUGUGACAGCUUUGUCUGCAUAUUGGUCAGCCGUGGAACUCCUCAAAGCAUAUUCUGUACAGACCAUACCUUUUCUGGAUUCCCUUUGGAACAAAUAAAGAAAUACUUUACAGCAGACUCAUGUCCAGAGCUCCUAGGAAAACCAAAGCUUUUUUUCAUUCAGAGCUACAUCGUGCCAGAAAAUGAGCAAGAAUGUACUAGUCUGUUGGAAGUAGAUGGGAAUUAUGAGAAAAUCAUCACUAACGCAAAAAUCCCUUGGAAAGUCACUAUCCCCCAAGUAGCAGACAUCUUUUGGAGUCAUUGCAAGGUGGAUGUGUCUACAAUAGAAAAAUUUCCAAGUUCCUCUUCAUAUUAUCUGCAUUGUCUGGCUGAGAUACUUAGCAGCCCUCAUAAAAGGAAACUGUCUAUAUUAGAUAUCCACACAGAACUGAACAGAAAAGUCUAUGAAUGGAAUAAGACCACUGACCCAAGCCAACAAUAUUCACUUCUGCUUCAGCACACACUGAGAAAGAAGCUUUUUCUUUCUUCUACUUAAUUGCUGUUGGAAAGAACACAUUUGAAGUGGCUAACAGGAGACACUAUGAUCCAGACAGUUUUACACAUAUUUUUACUUUAUGUGUUGUUACUGCAUGUAUAUCUAAAGUUCCUAUUGCUUCCAAAAGCAGGGAUUUAGAAGCAUUUUGGUGUAUUAAGGCACUAGAUUUUGUAUCUUUAGACAGAAGGUUUUGAAAGCUUGGAUGAGAAUGGCAUCUAUCAUAUAGCACUGCAGAAGAUCUUGCAACCAAGUACAACAGUGCAAGGAACUCUAAGCUGUAUAGCCCUUGGGUUUUCCAGAGUUUUGUAUUUUUAUUGUUUCAUUGGUUGUUUUUUUAGCAUAACUAUUAGCAGUGCAGUGAUACGGGUUCUUCUGUUGAUGCUUAAACCAAAUACAAGCCAGUGCAAACCACUGAAAUUCACUGGGUGCUUUCCCCAGCAUCUAAAAAUGCAAAAUGUGUCAGGAAAGAAUGCCUACCCAGAAACACCAGUUAUUCAUUAACGCUUGUGUGCCUCCACAGACUAGCAAAACAGAAGGAGAGAGAUGGUCUUUUAAAUAAUAUGGAUUCCAUCUGCCUGAUGCAUUAGAGGUUGUGAUUCACCCAGAACCCUGUGUCAUUGGCGUUGUCACAGCGUACAAUUGCUAUAUGUUAAUAACUGAGACAAUCUGUCAUGUUUUGGUCUAUGUUUUCCUCUGAUACAAAAAUGAGUCUACACAUGUCAGGGCUUGGCAGGCAGGGGUGCCAGGAGGCCUGUGUGGAUGAGCAAGGAGCUCCUGGACACAGUUAAAUGUAAAAAAAAAAUAAAAAAUAUUUACCUAUCCCUGCUUCUACUUGCUGUAUCCUGGGAGAAGUACAGACAAGUUGUUAGAGAAGCAGGGAAUUGGGUAAGGAAAGCCAAAGCACAGAGAGAAUUGGGUCUGGCCAGGGAUGUUAAGAAUAACAAGAAAAGUUUCUACAGGUAUGUCAGUGGUAAGAGGAAGACUAGGAAAAGUGGGGGCCCACUCCAGAAGGAAACUGGAGACCUGGUUAUGGAAGACAUAAGAGAAGGCUGAGGUACUCAAUUACUGUUUUGCCUCAGUUUUCACCAGCAAGGACUCUGGCUGCACCAUCCAGGUUGCAGAAGGCAAAGGCAGGGACUAGGAAAAAGAUCUCCCCAUUGCAGGAGAAGAGCGAAUUCCAGCCACCUGAAGGUGCACAAGUCCAUGUGACCUGAUGGGAUUCAUCCAUGGCUCCUGAAGGAACUGGCUGAUGAAGUUGCAAAGCCUUUGUCCAUCAUGUUUUAAAAUCUUGGUGGUCUGGCAAAGUUGCCACUGAUUGGAAAAGGGGAAACAUAAACCCCAUUUUCAAAAAGAGAAAAAAGGAAGACAUGGGGGACUACACGCCAGUCAGUCUUGGCUUUGUGCCUGUCAAAAUCACAGAGCAGAUCCUUCUGAAGGCUCUCAUAAAGCACAUGGAAAACAAAGGGAUGAUUGAUGACAGCCAACACAGGUUCACUAAGGGCAGAUCCUGCCUUACUAAUUUGGUGGCCUUCUGCAGUGAGGUCACAGCAUCAGUGGACAAAGGAAGAGCAACCUGACAUCUUUUACCUGGGCCUGUGCAAAGCCUUUGACCCUGUGCUGCACAACAUCCUGGUAUUGAAACUGGAACAGUAUUGAUUUGAUGGAUGGACCACUCGUUGGGUAAGGAACUGGCUGGAUGGUCACACUCAGAUAGUGGUGAGGAGUGGCUCAAUGUCCAGAUGGAGACCAGUGAUGAGUGGUGUUCCCCAAGGGAUGGUACUCAGACCUGUGCUGUUUAACAUCUCUGUUGGUGACCUGGACAGUGCCAUUCAGUGCGCCAUCAGCAGGUUUGCUGACUACACCAGUGUGGUGAGGUUGACAGGCUGAAGGGAAGGGAUUCCAUCCAGAAGGACCUUGACAGGCUUGAGAGGUGGGCUUGUGCAAACUGCAUGAAAUUCAGCAAGGCUAAGUGCAAGGUCCUGCACCUAGGUUGGGGCAAUCUCAGGCACAAAUACAGGUUGGGUGGAGAAUGCAUCAAUAACAUUGAUAAGUCUUGAGGACAAGGACUUGGAGGUGAUAGUGGACAAGAAACUCAAUAUGAGCCUGCAAUGUGCACUUGCAGCAGAGUGCCAACUGUGUCCUUGGCUGCAUCAAAAGAAGUGUGACCAGCAAGUCAAGAGACGUUAUUCUCCCCCUCAACUCUGCUCUCAUGAGACCCCCACCUGGACUACUGUGUCCAGUUCUGGAGCCCCCAACACAAGGAGGACAUGGAGCUCAUGGAGAAAGUCCAGAGGAGGACCACGAAGAUGAUCAGAGGGCUGGAGCACUUCUGUGAAGACAGGCUGAGUGAGUUGGGGCUGUUGAGCCUGGAGAAGAGAAGGUUUUGGGGAGACCUCAUAGCAGCCUUCCAGUACCUGAAAGGGACCUACAGGAAAGCUGGGGAGAGACUUUUUACAAGGGCUUGUAGCGAGAGAACAAGGGGUAAUGGAUUAAAAGUGGAAGAGGGGAGAUUUAGAUUAGACAUCACAAAUAAAUUCUUUACUAUGGGGGCAGUGAGACACUAGAGCAGGUUGCCCAGGAUAGCUGUGGAAGGUCUCUCCCUGGAAGUACUAAAGGGCAGGUUAGAUGGAGCUCUGAGCAUCCUGAUCUAGUGGGAGUUGUAGCUGCCAAUUCAGGGGGCUUGUAUCUAGAUGAUCUUUGAAGUCCCUUCCAUCCCAAACCAUUCUGUGACUGUGAUUUUACAGUAACUACAACACAGUUUAAAAAUGUGGGAUUUUAGAAGAUGUUUUGUGGAAGCUGAAAUGUGAUUCACACUUGUUGCACCAGGCAUAUUGGUGAAAGUGCACUUUACUAUAUUUGAACCUAAAUGUUGUACCACUGGCUCUUAAUAUUGGAUGAAAUUAAAAAUCCCACCCUCACUGCUUUUAUUUAUGAAAAAUAGUAUAUUGUACAUUAGUAUAUUUAUAAUAAUUAGGAGGGCUUGGCCAGUAAACUUAAUGCUGGUAGCAGUGAAUUUCUUUAUUCUUCAACGUAAAGUUGUACUUCUUAGGUUUUGGCUUGUCAUAAUUUUUAUUAACUUUUUUUUUCUUUAAAGUCAGGCUUCUUAAGUUUUAUUCAGAAAAAAACAGAUGCGUUUUCAAGUAGCUUCUAUAAUUGAAAGUAAAACUCACUUUUAUUUUUCAAAGAGUAGACACUGAAGUCUAACAGAGUCCGUGUUACGUGAUGUAGAUACAGUCUUUUCCUGGCUUAAGAGGCUUCUAAGCUGGUGAUUGAUGAGGAUUGUUAGGAGUAUACAAAGAGAAGAAACACCCUGAACAAGUUUUACCUUACAGUCUUUAACUAUCAAUAUUAAAUGUUAGAUGAAAAAAUAUAUUUAUUUAUAUUAGUGUACCAUUUUAUAUCAUAUAUAAAGUAUAUUUUCUAUCACUGUGAUUAAAUCUUCACUCAUUAUCUUUUUUAAAA